GGGCUCCGGGCCGGAAUUGGGGGUGAAGCUCCAGCGCUGUGCCCACAUUCGGGGCGCGCGGAGCAGAGGGGUCCCUGGGGGACGCCCGGAGCUAAGAUGGCGUCCGCAGCCGAGGGGGACAUGGAAGCCGAGCUGACGAGGGGGCUGCAGUGGGGUUUCCAAGACCUGAGCCUUAACAAGUUGGCGACGUCCCUGGGCGCGUCAGAACAGGCGCUGCGGCUCAUCAUCUCCAUCUUCUUAGGUUACCCCUUGGCUUUAUUUUAUCGGCGUUACCUUUUCUACAAGGACAGCUACCUCAUCCACCUUUUCCACACCUUUACGGGCCUCUCAAUCGCUUAUUAUAACUUUGGAACCCAGCUCUACCACUCCCUGCUCUGCAUCGUGCUGCAGUUCCUCAUCCUCCGGCUGAUGGGCCGAACCAUCACCGCUGUGCUCACCACCUUCUGCGUCCAGAUGGGCUACCUUCUGGCCGGAUAUUACAACACAGCCACCGGCACCUACGACAUCAAGUGGACGAUGCCACACUGUGUCCUGACCUUGAAGCUGAUCGGUCUGGCUAUCGACUACUAUGAUGGAGGGAAGGAUCAGAAAUCCCUGACCUCCGAGCAGCAGAUAUAUGCCAUACGGGGUGUCCCCUCCCUGCUGGAAGUCGCUGGCUUCUCCUACUUCUAUGGAGCCUUCCUGGUGGGGCCCCAGUUCUCCAUGAACCACUACAUGAAGCUGGUGCGGGGAGAGCUGACUGAUGUCCCAGGGAAGAUACCAAACAGCACCAUACCUGCUCUCCGGCGCCUGGCCCUGGGCCUGGUCUACCUAGUGGGCUACACCCUGCUCAGCCCCCACAUCACCGAAGACUAUCUCCUCAGCGACGACUAUGAAAACGGCAGCUUCUGGUUCCGCUGCAUGUACAUGCUGCUCUGGGGCAAGUUCGUGCUGUACAAAUAUGUCACCUGUUGGCUGGUCACGGAAGGCGUGUGCAUUCUGACGGGGCUGGGCUUCAAUGACUUCGACGAGUAUGGGGCCGCCAAGUGGGAUGCCUGCGCCAACAUGAAGGUGUGGCUCUUUGAAACCAACCCCCGCUUCACGGGCACCAUUGCUUCUUUCAACAUCAACACCAACGCCUGGGUGUCCCGCUACUUCUUCAAGCGACUCAAGUUCCUUGGAAAUAAAGUUCUAUCCCAGGGCCUGUCAUUGCUAUUCUUGGCGCUCUGGCACGGCCUCCACUCAGGGUACCUGGUCUGCUUCCAGAUGGAGUUCCUCAUUGUUAUUGUGGAGAGACAGGCUGCCAGCUUGAUUCGAGACAGCCCGGUCCUGAGCAGGUUGGCCUCCAUCACCGUCCUGCAGCCCGUCUACUAUCUGGUGCAGCAGACCAUCCACUGGCUCUUCAUGGGUUACUCGAUGACCGCUUUCUGCCUCUUCACGUGGGACAAGUGGAUGAAGGUGUACAAGUCCAUCUAUUUCCUUGGCCACGUCUUCUUCUUGAGUCUACUAUUCAUAUUGCCUUAUGUCCGUAAAGUGAUGGUGCCGAGGAAAGAGAAGUUAAAGAAAAUGGAGUAAUUCCUGGUGGCCCACAGCAGGACUGGCACACCAACGGCCCGCCUCCCUUUGCAGCACUCCUCCCUGGAGCACAGAGAACCAGAAACCAGGGUUUGGGAAGACGGGGCUCCCCAGCUGUGCCUCUGCCGCCGGCCACAUCUCCAUUUGGGGCCAAAGGGGAAACUCUCAUGGGAGGAGCAGAGGGGCCCACAUCCCUCCUCUGGGCUCCCCCAUGCACGUUGCCUUAUCUCUUCCCCCUCUAGCCAGGAACUUGUGUUUUUCUUCUGCCAAUUUACUAUGAUUGUAUCUGUGCCGCUGCCUCCACCCCCCCAUGGGGGGAAGGGAGGGGCAAGGCGCCGCCUGCUCCACUUUUCUACCUUGGACUGACUGUACCACAUAAAAUCACUUCAGUUCGUUUGGUUUUUCA
Capra hircus (goat) is the source of this 1960-nucleotide messenger RNA. RefSeq names its product lysophosphatidylcholine acyltransferase 3 (gene LPCAT3). Bases 97 to 1554 code for a protein of 485 amino acids. The transcript is spliced from 13 exons. Gene Ontology annotation, molecular function: 1-acylglycerophosphocholine O-acyltransferase activity; lysophospholipid acyltransferase activity. The record is from RefSeq and is a predicted model, not a curated record. Gene Ontology annotation, biological process: lipid modification; phosphatidylcholine biosynthetic process. Gene Ontology annotation, cellular component: membrane. NCBI's taxonomy places the organism in Eukaryota, Metazoa, Chordata, Mammalia, Artiodactyla, Bovidae.